Messenger RNA from Fonsecaea nubica, 1773 nucleotides. RefSeq lists its product as hypothetical. NCBI's taxonomy places the organism in Eukaryota, Fungi, Ascomycota, Eurotiomycetes, Chaetothyriales, Herpotrichiellaceae. The transcript has 3 exons. The record is from RefSeq and is a predicted model, not a curated record. Bases 1 to 1773 code for a protein of 590 amino acids.
AUGUCUAUCUAUCGUUGUCUUUCUGUGAUGCUAUGGGCUCUCAGCCUUUUUGUUGUCUCUGCAGAAAUCGCAUUCAGUAGUUACAAUGGUGCUGGCCUGACAGAAGCCGACACGCUGCGGGUUCUGCGCCGCGCCCUGUCCGCAUCCGGGACAGAAGACACAGUCAAUCUCUUCGACGAGACUAUCGACAAAAGCUGGGACGGAGCAGUGCUAUUUGCCAUUACGAUGGAGGCAGAGGCGGAUGUAUCGACUCCCGCCGGCAAUGGCUCCCUCGAAACCCAAUACGGUGUUAGUAUUGUUUGUUCCGCCUGCUACAUUACCGGCAGGGUCAGUGGACAGCUGACGCGCAAUGCCGACUUCAACAUCACUGAGCUCGAGGAGAGUGCCAUAGACCUGGUCAAGAAUAUCACCGAGGAAGCCGGACAGGCCUUGUCGGAUCUCGUCGAGGGCAACUCUAACUAUACAGAGAUUGAUUUCAAUGUCGAGCUCCCCAUCUUCCCGGACUUUGACUAUCGGCUGCAGUUCAGCUUUGACAACCUAGAGCUCUACAUGAAGCUUGACACCAUCCUUUCUGUCGCAUCCACCUAUACGAUCAACCUAUACACAUCACAGAGCCCGGCCGGCAUCAGCCUGGGCGAUUCCUUGGAGAUCGGGGCGUUCUUCACUGUGGAUCUGAUCCUGACUGCUGCGGCAGAGGUGGAUAUCAGCAGCGGAGUGCACAUCAAGGUCGACGGAGCCGAUAUCAAUUUACAGAUGUUUAACAGGAGUGUGGAAAGCAUCUCCAUUGAUGGUGGCAUGUUUGAAUUCCUCCCCGUGAGCGUCGAGGGUGCCGGGUUCGUGCUCACCGGCGCGCUGCAAGUCGGUCUCCACGCCGGCAUCACCUUUGACAUCGACACGUCCGUGACGAUUGCGAACUACACGCUCGGCGGCUCGGCGGGCCUGGAAGCAGGAGUCUUUGCCAACAUUGCCGAGUUCGUCGCCAACGUCACGUACGACGCCGGAGGUGAUGACGGCGACUGCGAGCUGGCGCUGGUCGAGUCCUUCACUAUGGCACUCGGCGCCGCGGCGGGAGCAUCGGCCGCCUUCGACCAGACCACCUGGGGACCGACGCCCGAAACCGAAGUCCCCAUCUGGUACACGGAGCUGGGCUCUGCGUGCGCGGCCCGCCGUAGCUCGACAACCACACCGGCGCUCGUCACAGCGAGAGACGCGACGAGCGACCUCUCUCUCACGCUCGCGACUGUGACCACGGAGACGACGUCUUCCGGAGUGGCCUGCAUCUCGCCCGGCUUGCUCAACUGCCCCGUGUCCUUACAGACGACGAAGACCUUCACAGCGACUCUCACGACGACGACCUCGGUCCCGUCCGGCUCGGAAGCGACAUGGCCUGCCGCGACUCAAACGGCCGUGAGCACGGUCGCAUUCGGCGCCAGUGCAAAAGCCCUGACGGCGACGACGGGCAUUCCAGUCUCUUACAUCCCGCCACCGUCACCACCCUCGUCCUCAUCUGCCUCCAGCACCGCAACCGCAACAGGAGAACGCGCGAGCCACGGAAACCACAGACCGCUGAUCAUCGGACUCUCCGUGGGCCUGGUCGUCCCGGUCCUCGUCGCAAUUAUUGCCGGCGUGGUCUUCUCCCUCCGCAGGCGCUGGGUCAGGUAUGCGCCUGUGCACAAGGCCGAGAGUCAGAGUCCCGUCGCGGAAGAGGUGCAGCAUGAGCAGCAGGGGAUGCUCAAGCGGGCGACGACGGUUGAAGUGGACGAGACGGACUGA